This is a messenger RNA of Culex pipiens pallens (northern house mosquito), 14309 nucleotides long. RefSeq names its product dynein heavy chain, cytoplasmic (gene Dhc64C). Gene Ontology annotation, biological process: microtubule-based movement. Gene Ontology annotation, molecular function: ATP binding; minus-end-directed microtubule motor activity; dynein light intermediate chain binding. Lineage: Eukaryota; Metazoa; Arthropoda; Insecta; Diptera; Culicidae. The record is from RefSeq and is a predicted model, not a curated record. Bases 125 to 14161 code for a protein of 4678 amino acids. Gene Ontology annotation, cellular component: dynein complex. The transcript has 11 exons.
CAAAAAUUUUCUGCCGAGUGCAGACGUGUCGCAGUUUUUCGCUCCCCGUAUCCCGUUAUUGAUUGUGCAAAUUAAUUUGAGGAAAAAGUUUAGGUUUUCUGUCGCGUAAUCUCCCGCCCGAGCAAUGGGAGACUCGCUGGAGGCGACCGUCGGCAGCAGCAUGGGCAGCGAUCCGCCGCCGUCCGUGGUGGUGGACGCCGAGUCGGUGGCCAUCAUGGACUACGACGGCUUCACCAACUACAUCCGGAAGGCGGUGACGAUCCUGCUGCCGGAGGAGGACGUCGUGCCGGUGCCGUUGAACGCCGCGCUGGACGAGCCGGACAACCAGGAGUGCAUCCGGAAGUUUCUAGCAGACCCGCAAACGCAGGCCCUGUACAUCCAGCGGUCCUGCUUUAAGGAUGACGAAAACGAGGAAACCGAAAAGGAGGAAAAGUACACCGAGUACUACAUCAGCAACGAUGUCCACUUUACGAACCAACGGAUGGCGUCGCUGGUGUGCAUCAAGCGCGGUGCCGUCAUCGAGGCGGACAAGUCGAUCCACUCGCAGCUGCGGCUGAUCAACUUUUCCGAAGGUUCGCCGUACGAGACGCUGCACUCGUUCAUCAGCAAGACACUGGCGCCGUACUUCAAGAGUUACGUCAAGGAGUCGGGCCGGGCUGAUCGCGACGGGGACAAGAUGGCCCCGUCGGUGGAGAAGAAGCUUGCGGAGCUGGAGAUGGGACUGUUGCACCUGCAGCAGAACAUCGACAUCCCGGAGGUGACGCUCAACAUCAACUCGACGGUUAUUCAGGUGGUGAAGAAGUGCGCGGACGAGGGCCGCAAGGCUAAGAUUACGGACUUUGGCGAUCGUGUGGAGGAUUCGACGUUUUUGAACACGCUGCAGAACGGAGUGAACCGGUGGAUCAAGGAGAUCCAGAAGGUGACCAAGCUGGACCGUGAUCCGUCUUCGGGCACGGCGCUGCAGGAGAUUUCCUUCUGGUUGAACUUGGAGCGCGCGCUGCAUCGUAUCCAGGAAAAGCGCGAAUCUCCGGAGGUCGCCCUGACGCUGAACAUUCUGAAACAUGGCAAACGAUUCCACGCAACUGUCUCCUUUGAUACCGACACCGGACUGAAGCAAACCCUGGCCAUGGUCGCCGAUUACAACCCGCUGAUGAAGGACUUCCCGAUCAACGAUUUACUGUCGGCUACCGAGCUGGACAAGAUUCGCCAGGCCGUUCAAUCCAUCUUCAACCAUCUGCGCAAGAUUCGUAGCACCAAGUACCCGAUCCAACGCUGUCUCCGUCUGAUCGAAGCGAUUUCGCGCGAUCUUAGCCAGCAACUGCUGAAGGUGCUGGGAACGCGCCGUUUGAUGCACAUUCCGUUUGACGAGUUCGAGCGCGUCAUGAACCAGUGCUUCGAGGUGUUUAGCUGCUGGGACGACGAGUACGACAAGCUGCAGGGCAUCUUGCGGGACAUCGUCAAGAAGAAGCGCGACGAGCACAUCAAGAUGGUGUGGCGCAUCGCUCCGGCCCACAAGAAGCUGCAGCAGCGCAUGGAGCACAUGCGCAAGUUCCGGCGCCAGCACGAACAGCUGCGCACGGUGAUCGUGCGCGUGCUGCGUCCCGCCCGUCAACCGGCCGGCAGCAGCGACGCCGGCAACGGAACCGACCCCAAGCAACCAUACAGUCUGGACAGCGCCGACGCGAACGCCAUCGAGGAGGUCAACCUGGCGUACGAAAACGUCAAGGAGAUCGAGUGUCUGGACAUCUCGAAGGAGGGCUCCGAAGCGUGGGACGCCGCCAUCAAGCGGUACGAGGAGCGCAUUGACCGGGUCGAGACGCGCAUCACGGCUCACCUGCGCGACCAGCUGGGCACGGCCAAGAACGCCAACGAGAUGUUCCGUAUCUUCUCGCGCUUCAAUGCGCUGUUCGUGCGGCCCCACAUCCGGGGCGCCAUCCGCGAGUACCAGACGCAGCUGAUCCAACGCGUCAAGGACGACAUCGAGGCACUGCACGAAAAGUUCAAGGUUCAAUACCCCCAGAGCAAGGACUGCCGCCUCUCGGUCGUUCGCGAUCUUCCCCCGGUGGCCGGCUCCAUCAUCUGGGCGCGCCAGAUCGACAACCAACUCACGAUGUAUCUCAAGCGCGUCGAAGACGUCCUGGGCAAGGGCUGGGAGUCGCACAUUGACGGCCAAAAGCUGAAAGCCGACGGCGACAGCUUCCGCGCCAAGCUCUCGACCGCCGAGGUGUUUCAGGAGUGGGCCCGCAAGGUCCAGGAGCGCAACACCGGCAUCACCGGUCGAAUCUUCCUGAUCGAAUCGACCCGUUCCCGGACCGGCCGCGGCAACACGCUGAAACUGCGCGUCAACUUCCUGCCCGAGAUCAUCACCCUGUACAAGGAGGUGCGCAACCUGAAGAGUCUGGGCUUCCGCGUGCCGCUGGCCAUCGUCAACAAGGCGCACCAGGCCAACCAGCUGUACCCGUUUGCGAUUUCGCUCAUCGAGAGCGUCAGAACGUACGAGCGUACGCUGGAAAAGCUAACAAAUAGGAGUGUAGCACAAAAUUCAGUAUUCAAGAUUGAAGAUCGCGCCUCGAUCAUCCCGCUGGUGGCCGGCCUGCGCAAGGAGGUGCUCGCACUGGUCUCCGAGGGAAUCGCCCUCGUCUGGGAGAGCUACAAGCUGGACCCGUACGUGCAACGUCUCUCGGAGAACGUGACCUCGUUCCAGGAAAAGGUCGAAGAUUUGCUCGUGGUCGAGGAGCAGCUGGAUGUGGACGUGCGUUCGCUCGAAACGUGCCCGUACAGCGCAGCUACCUUCGCGGACAUCCUAUCCAAGAUCCAGCACGCCGUCGACGAUUUGUCGCUGAAGCAGUACUCGAACCUGCACGUGUGGGUCGCCCGGCUGGACGAGGAAGUGGAGAAGAAGCUGGCGGCGCGGCUGCAGGCCGGAAUUCAAGCGUGGACCGAUGCCCUCACCGGAAACAAAAAGGAGGUUGAUCUGUCCAUGGAUACGGACGCUCCGGCGCAGCCGACCAUCAAGCCCGGUGGCGAUCCGCAGAUUCAACGCGCGAUUCACGAGAUUCGCAUCACCAACCAGCAGAUGUAUCUGUACCCGUCGAUCGAGGAGGCACGCUUCCAAAUCAUGCAGCAACUGUUCGCCUGGGAAGCGAUUGUAACGUCGCAAACGCGCCUGCAGAGUUCCCGCUACCAGGUCGGACUGGACAAGCCCGUUUCGCAGACGUACCGCAAUCUGCUCACCAAACUCCCCGGAGGUUCAGACCCGCUGGAAGGUUCGUACGGAGCGAUCGAGAACCAAAUCUCCGAGGUUCGCAACUACGUCGACGAAUGGCUGCGCUACCAGAGCCUGUGGGAUCUGCAAGCGGACACGCUGUACGGUCGCCUCGGCGAGGACAUCAACCUGUGGAUCAAGUGCUUGAACGACAUCAAAAAGUCGCGUACCACGUUCGAUACGUCGGACACGCGCCGCGCGUACGGACCGAUCGUCAUCGAUUACGCCAAGGUGCAGGCCAAGGUCACACUCAAGUACGACUCGUGGCACAAGGAGGCCCUGAGCAAGUUUGGCCAACUGCUCGGCAACGAGAUGAGCACCUUCCACACCAAGGUCUCCAAGAGCCGUAGCGAUCUGGAGCAGCAGAGCAUCGAAGCGGCCAGCACUUCGGACGCGGUCUGUUUCAUCACGUACGUCCAAUCGCUCAAGAAGGAAAUGCUCGUCUGGGACAAACAGGUCGAGGUGUACCGCGAAGCCCAGCGUAUUCUCGAGCGGCAGCGCUUCCAGUUCCCCAACAACUGGCUGCACGUGGACAACAUCGAGGGCGAAUGGUCGGCCUUCAACGAGAUCAUGAAGCGCAAGGACUCGGCCAUCCAAACGCAGGUCGCCAGCCUGCAGGCCAAGAUCGUGGCCGAAGACAAGGCCGUCGAGUCGCGAACCGUCGACUUUUUGAACGACUGGGAAAAGAACAAACCAACCGGAGGACGCACCCGGCCGGACGACGCUCUCCAGCAGUUGCACAUCUUCGAGACCAAGUUCUCCCGCCUCAAAGAAGAACGUGACAACGUGGCCAAGGCCAAGGAAGCACUGGAGCUGCAAGAGUCGGCCAUUCCGAACAACAGCACCGAACGCAUGUCGGUGGUGCUGGAAGAACUGCAAGACCUGCGCGGAGUUUGGAGCGAGCUGUCCAAGAUCUGGACCCAGAUCGAUGAGACCCGCGAGAAGCCAUGGCUGUCGGUGCAGCCACGCAAGCUGCGUCAAUCGCUCGAGGCAAUGAUGAACCAGCUGAAGGAACUUCCCGCCCGUCUGCGUAUGUACGAAAGCUACGAGUACGUGAAGAAGCUCAUUCAAAGCUACAUCAAGGUGAACAUGAUGAUUGUCGAGCUCAAGUCGGACGCCCUCAAGGAACGUCACUGGAAGCAGCUCACGAAGCAACUGCGCGUCAGCUGGGUGCUUUCCGAUUUGACCCUGGGUCAAGUUUGGGACGUUAAUCUACUCAAGAACGAGUCCAUCGUGAAGGACAUCAUCCUGGUCGCCCAGGGUGAAAUGGCGCUGGAGGAGUUCUUGAAGCAGGUUCGCGAAAGCUGGCAAAACUACGAGCUGGAUCUGAUCAACUACCAGAACAAGUGUCGCAUCAUCCGCGGUUGGGACGAUCUGUUCAACAAGGUCAAGGAGCACAUCAACUCGGUUGCCGCCAUGAAGCUGUCCCCGUACUACAAGGUGUUCGAGGAGGAAGCGCUCACCUGGGAGGAAAAGCUGAACCGCAUCAACUCACUGUUUGACGUUUGGAUCGACGUGCAGCGCCGCUGGGUCUAUCUGGAGGGCAUCUUUUCCGGAAGUGCCGACAUCAAGACGCUGCUCCCAGUCGAAACGUCCCGCUUCCAGAGCAUCAGCUCGGAGUUUUUGGGCCUCAUGAAAAAGGUCGCCAAAUCGCCCAAGGUUAUGGACGUGCUGAACAUCCCCGCCGUCCAGCGAUCGCUCGAACGGCUAGCCGAUCUGCUCGGCAAGAUCCAGAAAGCACUCGGAGAGUACCUGGAGCGUGAGCGUACGUCGUUCCCGCGGUUCUACUUUGUCGGAGACGAAGAUUUGCUGGAGAUUAUCGGCAACAGCAAGAACGUCGCCCGGCUGCAGAAGCACUUUAAAAAGAUGUUUGCCGGAGUUGCUUCCAUUCUGCUGAACGAAGACAACACCGUCAUUUUGGGUAUCGCGUCGCGCGAAGGCGAAGAGGUGAAGUUCAUUAAGCCGGUUUCGACGAUCGAUCACCCGAAGAUCAACGAGUGGCUGACGCUGGUGGAGAAGGAAAUGCGGUUCACGCUGGCCUCGUACCUGGCCCAGGCUGUGCAGGACAUUAAGCAGUUCAAGGACGAAAUCGACCCGCAAAAGUACAUGGAGUGGUGCGACAAAUAUCAGGCGCAGAUCGUUGUGCUUGCGGCGCAGAUUCUGUGGUCCGAAGAUGUGGAAGCUGCUCUUCAGCAGGCCACCGAUAGCCCAAGCAACAAAUCUCCGCUGAAUCGCGUUUUGAGCACGGUCGAAGCUACGCUGAACGUGUUGGCGGAUUCCGUCCUGCAGGAACAGCCGGCGCUGCGCCGUAAGAAGCUGGAACAUCUGAUCAACGAGUUUGUCCACAAGCGUACCGUUACGCGACGCCUGAUCGCCCACGGAGUGAGCAAUCCAAAGUCCUUCCACUGGCUGUGCGAGAUGCGGUUCUACUUUGAUCCGCGCCAAACGGAAGUGCUGCAGCAGCUGACCAUCCACAUGGCCAACGCCCGGUUCUACUAUGGCUUUGAAUAUCUGGGCGUGCAGGAUCGACUCGUGCAGACGCCGCUGACCGAUCGCUGCUACCUGACGAUGACACAAGCGCUCGAAGCACGGCUUGGUGGAUCACCUUUCGGUCCGGCCGGUACUGGUAAAACGGAAUCGGUAAAGGCCCUUGGUAAUCAGCUGGGCCGGUUUGUGCUCGUGUUCAACUGCGACGAAACGUUCGACUUCCAGGCCAUGGGCCGUAUCUUUGUUGGCUUGUGCCAGGUCGGCGCUUGGGGCUGCUUCGACGAGUUCAACCGGCUCGAGGAACGCAUGCUGUCGGCCGUCUCGCAGCAGAUCCAAACCAUCCAGGAGGCGCUCAAGUCUCUGCAGGACAGUCUCAAGGACGCCCAAAGCAUCACGGUGGAGCUGGUCGGCAAGCAGGUGCGCGUCUCGACCGACAUGGCAAUCUUCAUCACGAUGAACCCUGGCUACGCCGGUCGUUCCAACCUGCCCGACAAUCUCAAGAAACUGUUCCGCUCCCUUGCGAUGACAACGCCAGACCGUCAACUGAUUGCCGAAGUAAUGCUGUUCAGUCAAGGCUUCCGCACGGCCGAAAAGCUCGCCUGCAAGAUCGUACCCUUCUUCAAGCUCUGCGACGAACAGCUGUCCAACCAAUCCCACUACGACUUUGGGCUGCGUGCGCUCAAAUCCGUGCUGGUGUCCGCCGGUAACGUCAAGCGUGACCGCAUCAUGCGCAUCAAGGAACUCAUGAAGCAACGCGGCGAAGAAAACAUCGACGAAGCGUCGAUCGCCGAGAACCUGCCCGAGCAGGAAAUCCUCAUCCAGUCCGUGUGUGAGACGAUGGUGCCGAAACUGGUCGCCGAAGACAUCCCGCUCCUCUUCUCGCUGCUGAGUGACGUCUUCCCGAACGUCGGUUACACCCGGGCCGAGAUGAAGGGCCUCAAGGACGAGAUCCGCAAGGUUUGCGCCGAGGAGUUUUUGGUGUGCGGCGAAGGAGAGGAACAGGGCGGCGCCUGGAUGGAGAAGGGAUUUGGCGAAACUUGGGUGGACAAAGUGCUGCAACUGUACCAAAUCUCCAACCUCAACCACGGUCUCAUGAUGGUGGGUCCGUCCGGAUCCGGUAAAUCUACGGCUUGGCGAGUGUUGCUCAAAUCGCUGGAGCGUUUCGAGGGCACCGAGGGAGUUGCGCACGUAAUUGACCCCAAGGCCAUCUCGAAGGAGGCGCUGUACGGUGUGUUGGAUCCAAACACGCGCGAGUGGACCGACGGUUUGUUCACGCACAUUCUGCGUAAGAUCAUCGAUAACGUGCGCGGUGAGAUCAACAAGCGGCAGUGGAUCAUCUUCGACGGGGACGUAGAUCCCGAGUGGGUUGAGAAUUUGAACUCGGUGCUGGACGACAACAAGCUGCUGACGCUGCCCAACGGAGAGCGUUUGUCGCUACCGCCGAAUGUGCGCAUCAUGUUCGAGGUGCAGGACUUGAAGUACGCCACGCUGGCCACGGUGUCCCGUUGCGGUAUGGUCUGGUUCUCGGAGGAUGUCCUGUCGACGGAGAUGAUCUUUGAAAACUACAUGGCACGCAUCAAGAACAUUCCGCUCGAGGAUGGCGAAGAGGAAAGCUUCACUACGUCGAAGGCCAGCGACAAGGAGGACGAGUUGACGCCGGCGCUGCAAACUCAGCGCGAAAUCGCGUCCCUUCUGCAGCCGUACUUUACGUCGGACGGAUUGGUUGUUCGUUGCUUGGAGUACGCCAUGGGUCAGGAGCACAUUAUGGACUUUACCCGACUGCGUGCGCUCAGCUCGUUGUUCUCGAUGCUGAACCAGGGAGCUCGUAACGUGCUCAACUUCAACCAGCAACACCCGGACUUCCCCGUUCCUCCAGAGCAGCUCGAGCAGUACAUCCCGAAGUUGUUGAUCUACUCGCUGCUGUGGUCGUUUGCCGGUGACGCCAAGCUGAAGGUUCGCUCCGACCUGGGAGACUUUUUGCGCAGUGUCACGACUGUCACGCUGCCAGCUCAAAGCGGAAGUCCCAUCAUCGACUACGAAGUCAACAUCCAAGGCGAUUGGGUGCCGUGGUCCAACAAGGUGCCGGUCAUCGAAGUUGAAACGCACAAGGUGGCCGCCCCGGACGUGGUCGUGCCCACACUGGACACCGUUCGCCACGAGUCGCUGCUGUACACGUGGCUGGCGGAGCACAAACCACUGGUACUGUGCGGUCCGCCCGGUUCCGGUAAGACCAUGACCCUGUUCUCGGCCCUUCGUGCCCUGCCCGAUAUGGAGGUGGUCGGAUUGAAUUUCUCGUCCGCUACCACUCCGGAGCUGCUGUUGAAAACUUUCGACCACUACUGCGAGUAUCGCAAGACUCCGAACGGAGUGGUGCUGGCGCCGGUUCAACUGGGCAAGUGGCUCGUCCUGUUCUGCGACGAAAUCAACUUGCCCGACAUGGACUCGUACGGAACGCAGCGUGUCAUUUCGUUCCUGCGUCAACUGGUGGAACACAAGGGCUUCUACCGUGCCGGAGAUCAGUCUUGGGUUUCGCUCGAACGCAUCCAGUUUGUCGGAGCUUGUAACCCGCCGACGGACCCGGGCCGUAAACCACUGUCCCAUCGCUUCCUGCGCCACGUCCCCAUCAUCUACGUCGACUACCCGGGAGAGACGUCGCUCAAGCAGAUCUACGGCACCUUCAGCCGAGCUAUGCUGCGUCUGAUGCCGAGCCUUCGCGGGUACGCCGAACCCCUAACCAACGCAAUGGUCGAGUUCUAUCUGUCGUCGCAGGAUCGCUUCACCCAGGACAUGCAGCCGCACUACGUUUACUCGCCGCGUGAGAUGACCCGCUGGGUGCGCGGUAUCUGUGAAGCUAUUCGUCCGCUGGACAACCUCGCCGUCGAAGGACUGGUGCGGCUGUGGGCCCACGAAGCCCUUCGUCUGUUCCAGGAUCGAUUGGUUGAGGAAUCCGAACGUCGCUGGACCAACGAAAACAUCGACCUGGUCGCAAUGAAGCACUUCCCCAGCGUGGAUCGCGAGAAGGCACUCGAGCGGCCAAUUCUGUACAGCAACUGGCUGUCGAAGGACUACAUGCCGGUCAACCGGGCCGAGCUGCGGGACUACGUCAAGGCGCGGUUGAAGGUGUUUUACGAGGAAGAGCUGGACGUUCCGCUGGUGCUGUUUGACGAAGUGCUCGAGCACGUGCUGCGUAUCGAUCGUAUCUUCCGUCAACCGCAGGGCCACUUGCUGCUGAUUGGAGUGUCCGGUGCGGGCAAGACCACGCUGUCCCGUUUCGUCGCCUGGAUGAACGGGCUGUCGAUCUUCCAGAUCAAGGUACACAACAAGUACACCAGCGAAGACUUUGACGAAGACCUGCGUUGUGUGCUGCGUCGAUCGGGUUGCAAGGACGAAAAGAUCGCCUUCAUUCUGGACGAAUCGAACGUGCUGGACUCGGGCUUCCUGGAACGCAUGAACACGCUGCUGGCCAACGGAGAAGUGCCCGGUCUGUUCGAAGGAGACGAGUACACCACUCUGAUGACCCAGUGCAAGGAAGGAGCUCAACGCGAGGGACUCAUGCUGGAUUCCAGCGACGAGCUGUACAAGUGGUUCACGCAACAGGUCAUGCGCAAUCUGCACGUCGUCUUCACGAUGAACCCAUCGACGGACGGCCUGAAGGAUCGUGCCGCGACCUCCCCCGCCCUGUUCAAUCGUUGCGUGCUCAACUGGUUCGGCGAUUGGUCCGACUCGGCCCUGUUCCAGGUGGGCAAAGAGUUCACCACCCGUGUCGACCUGGACAAACCAACCUGGUCGGCGCCGGACUUUUUCCCCGCCGCUUGUCCGCUCAUCAACAACACGCCCUCUCACCGGGAUGCCGUCAUCAACGGGUGCGUGUACGUGCACCAGACGCUGCACAAGGCGAACGGCCGACUGGCGAAGCGCGGAGGCCGCACGAUGGCCAUCACCCCACGUCACUAUCUGGACUUUAUCCAUCACUUUGUGAAGCUGUACUCGGAGAAGCGCAGCGACCUGGAAGAGCAGCAGCUGCAUCUGAACGUCGGUCUCAACAAGAUUGCCGAAACCGUCGAGCAGGUUGAAGAGAUGCAGAAAUCCCUCGCGGUCAAGUCCCAGGAGCUGCACUCCAAGAACGAGGCGGCGAACGCCAAGCUGAAGCAGAUGUUCAAGGAUCAGCAGGAGGCCGAGAAGAAGAAGGUCCAGUCGCAGGAGAUCCAGCAGCAGCUGGCCGAGCAAACGAUCAAGAUCGAGGAGAAGCGCAAGGACGUGAUGGCCGAUCUGGCCCAGGUCGAACCGGCCGUCAUCGACGCUCAAGCGGCCGUUAGCAAUAUUAAGAAGAAGCAGCUGGCCGAAGUGCGCACGAUGGCCAAUCCGCCGGCGCCCGUAAAGCUGGCGCUGGAGUCGGUCUGUCUGCUGCUCGGCGAGGACGAUCGCGGCGGCGACUGGAAGGCCAUCCGGGGAAUACUGGUCAAAGAUAGUUUCAUCACGUCGAUCGUCAAGUUUGACACGUCCCAACUUACUGACGAUGUCCGCGAGAAGAUGAAGUCCCGCUACCUGAGCAAUCCGGACUACAACUUUGAGAAGGUCAACCGCGCCUCGAUGGCGUGCGGUCCCAUGGUCAAGUGGGCCAUUGCUCAGGUCGAGUACGCGGACAUGUUGAAGCGCGUGGAACCGCUGCGCGAUGAGUUGGACUCGCUGGAGCGUCGUGCCGACACCAACAUCAAGCACGGCCAGGAAGUCAAGGAGUUGAUCACGCAGCUCGAGCAGAGUAUCGCCUCGUACAAGGAAGAGUACGCGCAGCUAAUUUCGCAAGCCCAGGCCAUCAAGACGGAUCUGGAGAACGUCCAGGCCAAGGUCGAUCGGUCGAUUGCCCUGCUCAAGAGUUUGGUCAUCGAGCGGGAGCGCUGGGAGGCCACCAGUGAGACGUUCCGCUCGCAGAUGUCCACCAUCAUCGGAGACGUGCUGCUGUCGGCGGCCUUCAUCGCGUACGGCGGUUACUUUGACCAGCACUACCGUAGCAACCUGUUCUCGACCUGGUGCCAGCACCUGCAAGCCGCCAACAUCCAGUUCCGGGCGGACAUUGCCCGCACCGAGUAUCUGUCCAAUCCGGACGAGCGUUUGCGCUGGCAAGCGAACGCCCUGCCAACUGACGAUCUUUGCACGGAGAACGCGAUUAUGCUGAAGCGCUUCAACCGGUACCCGUUGAUUAUCGACCCGUCCGGACAAGCCACCGAGUUCAUCAUGAACGAGUUCAAGGACAAAAAGAUCACUAAGACCAGCUUCCUGGACGAUUCGUUCCGUAAGAAUCUCGAGUCGGCACUCCGGUUCGGUAAUCCACUGCUCGUGCAAGACGUCGAGAACUACGAUCCGAUCCUGAACCCGGUUCUCAACCGUGAGUUGCGCCGUACCGGUGGCCGUGUGCUAAUAACCCUCGGCGACCAGGACAUCGAUCUGUCCCCGUCCUUCGUAAUCUUCCUGUCGACGCGAGACCCGACCGUUGAGUUCCCACCGGACAUCUGCUCUCGUGUCACGUUCGUCAACUUUACCGUGACGAGAAGCUCGCUGCAAUCGCAGUGCUUGAACCAGGUGCUGAAGGCCGAACGCCCCGACAUUGACGAGAAGCGGUCGGAUCUGCUGAAGCUGCAGGGUGAGUUCCAUCUGCGGUUGCGUCAGCUGGAAAAGAGUCUGCUGCAGGCGCUGAACGACGCCAAGGGCAAGAUUUUGGACGACGACUCCGUCAUCACCACGCUGGAAACGCUCAAGAAGGAAGCGGCCGACAUCGGUCAGAAGGUCGAGGAAACCGACAAGGUCAUCGGAGAGAUCGAAACUGUUUCGCAACAGUAUCUCUCACUGUCCCAAGCGUGCAGCAACAUUUACUUCACCAUGGACAGCUUGAACCAGGUCCACUUCCUGUACCAGUACUCGCUGAAGAUGUUCCUGGACAUCUUCAGUACCGUGCUGCACAACAACCCGAAACUGGACGGCAAAACCGACCACACGGCACGACUGUCGAUCAUCACCUCCGAUCUGUACACGGUCUGUUACGAUCGCGUUGCUCGCGGAAUGCUGCACGCUGACCGGCUUACGUUUGCCAUCUUGCUGUGUCGAAUCCAUCUCAAGGGAACCAACGAAGCGAACCUCGAUCAAGAGUUUAGCUUCUUCCUGCGCAACAAGGAAGGACUGGUUUCGUCUGCUCACCACGUGGACGGAGUUAGCGCCGAACAGCUGGAAUCGGUUACGCGCCUCGCAAACCGCUUACCAAUCUUCCGCAAACUUCUCGACAAGAUCCAAUCCAUGCCAGAACUGUCCGCCUGGCUGCAGCAGGGAUCACCCGAACAGAACGUGCCCCAACUGUGGGACGAAUCCAAAGCCCUGUCGCCGGUCUCAUCCUCGAUGCAUCAGCUGCUGUUGAUCCAGGCAUUCCGACCGGAUCGCGUCAUCGCCGCGGCCCAUCUGUUUGUAUCCACCGUACUAGGAGAGCACUUCAUGCCCAACGCCGAAAAGGAGCUCGACUUUACCGCCUGUGUGGAGAAGGAAAUCGCAAGCAACACGCCGGCGCUGCUCUGCUCCGUCACCGGUUACGACGCUUCGUCACGCGUUGACGACCUGGCCGCCGAACUGAACAAGCAAAUCUCCAGCAUCGCCAUCGGAUCCGCCGAAGGUUUCAACCAAGCCGAACGGGCCAUCAACAUGGCGUGCAAAACCGGACGCUGGGUGCUGCUCAAGAACGUCCACCUGGCCCCGCAAUGGCUCGUCCAACUCGAGAAGAAACUGCACUCGCUGCAGCCCCACUCCGGCUUCCGGCUGUUCCUCACGAUGGAAAUCAACCCGAAAGUUCCGGUCAAUCUGCUGCGUGCCGGUCGUAUCUUCGUGUACGAACCACCGCCAGGCAUUCGCGCCAACUUGCUGCGUACGUUCUCGACCGUACCGGCUGCGCGCAUGAUGAAACCCCCGAGCGAACGCGCCCGACUCUACUUCCUUCUUUCGUGGUUCCAUGCCAUCGUGCAGGAACGUCUUCGCUACGUCCCACUGGGAUGGGCUAAAAAGUACGAGUUCAACGAGUCCGACCUGCGCGUUGCCUGUGAUACGCUGGACACCUGGAUCGACGCUACCGCCAUGGGUCGCACAAAUCUUCCCCCGGAGAAGGUCCCGUGGGACGCGCUAGUAACCCUACUUUCCCAAAGCAUCUACGGUGGCAAGAUCGACAACGACUUUGAUCAACGGCUGCUCUCUUCCUUCCUUUCAAAGCUCUUCACCGCGCACAGCUUCGAAGCGGAGUUUGCCCUGGUGGCAAACGUGGACGGAGUUGCCGGCGGUCCAAACGGCCAACGGCACAUCACGAUGCCGGACGGAACACGGCGAGACCACUUCCUGAAGUGGAUCGAAGCGCUGGCCGAUCGCCAGACACCGUCAUGGCUUGGGCUGCCGAACAACGCCGAAAAGGUGCUGCUCACCACGCGCGGAACCGAUCUGAUUAGCAAGCUGUUGAAGAUGCAGCAGCUGGAGGACGACGACGAGCUUGCGUACAGCAACGACGAAAGCCUCGACGCGGUGCAGACCCGCCAGGAAGAUGGACGUCCCUCGUGGAUGAAGACGCUGCACAACAGUGCGCUGACCUGGCUGGAACUGCUGCCGAAGCAACUGGCCACGCUGCGUCGUACCGUGGAGAACAUCAAGGAUCCACUCUACCGCUACUUUGAACGCGAAGUCUCUUCCGGAGCCAAGCUGCUGCAAACCGUGGUCAGUGAUCUGCAGGACGUCGUCUUCAUCUGCCAGGGCGAGAAGAAGCAAACCAACUACCAUCGUACGAUGCUCAGCGAGUUGGUCCGAGGAAUUCUACCAGCCGGCUGGAGACGUUACACCGUUCCUGUCGGUUGCACGGUCAUCCAGUGGGUCACGGACUUUAGCCAGCGUGUCCAACAGCUGCAAAAGGUGUCCACGCUGGUUUCGCAAGCUGGCGCCAAGGAACUGCAGAGUUUCCCCGUGUGGCUGGGCGGACUUUUCAACCCGGAGGCGUACAUUACGGCCACGCGCCAGUGCGUAGCCCAGGCAAACAGCUGGUCACUCGAGGAACUCACCCUGAACGUGACCAUCACCGAGAACGGCUCGGACGGGUUCGACAACCUGAAGGACAGCAGCUUCGGUAUAUCCGGGCUGAAGUUGCAGGGUGCCCAGUGCAAGAACAACCAGCUGCUGCUGACGUCGGCCAUCAUGACCGAGCUGCCGCUGACGCUGCUCAAGUGGACCCGCAUUGAUGCGGAGGGUGCACGGCCAACGAAGCUGACGCUGCCGGUGUAUCUGAACUCGACCCGCACGGAGUUGCUGUUUACGGUCGACAUGACGGUCGCGCCCGGACAGGAUCCGCACAGUUUCUACGAGCGGGGUGUGGCGGUGCUGUCGUCGACGGCUUUGAAUUAAAGAUGAUUAAUAUGAUAUUGCUUACAAUGAUAUAACACUAAUCUCAUUACAAUAUUUAUCAACGGUUAUGGUUUAAUGGGUCAAUAUUAUCACACAAAAAACUAACUUAUCUCACACCUAUGUAAUCGAAUAAAGUUAUUAAUCCAGC